CAAUGCCAGGCGAUGGCUUCACCAUUAAAAGUCGCAUCAGGAAUUUGUUGCGUUCUCCGUCAGCCAGGCACAAGAAGAACAGGAAGGAGAGUCUCAGCAGCAAGGUGACUUUGGAGAAGGUGUUAGGAAUCACUGCUUCAGGAAACAGCGGGCUGGCCUGUGACCCCCGAUCUGGUCUAGUCGCCUAUCCUGCAGGGUGUGUGGUAGUUUUGCUGAACCCCAAAAAGAACAGACAGCACCACAUUAUCAACACGUCAAGAAAGACCAUCACAGCUCUGUCCUUCUCCCCUGAUGGCAAAUACUUGGUCACAGGAGAGAGCGGUCACCUGCCAGCGGUUAGACUGUGGGACGUGGCAGAACGAAGACAGGUGGCGGAGCUCCAGAAGCACAACUAUGGCGUCUCUUGUGUGGCUUUCUCCCCCAACAGCAAAUACAUUGUCAGUGUGGGAAACCAGCAUGACAUGAUGGUCAACGUCUGGGCGUGGAAGAAAGAUGUCGUUGUGGCUGCCAACAAGGUGUCCAGUAAGGUGACAGGUGUGUCUUUCUCUGAGGACAGUUCCUACUUUGUAACUGUGGGAAACAGACAUGUCAAGUUCUGGUAUCUGGACCACUGCAAGGCCAGCAAGGCCAGCACUCCUGUCCCUCUGCUGGGCCGCUCAGGGCUGCUGGGGGAGCUGAGGAACAACUUCUUCUGUGAUGUGGCCUGUGGACGGGGCUCUACGUCUGACUCCAUCUUCUGCAUCACCUCCUCUGGCCUGCUGUGCGAGUUUAACAGCAAGAGGGUGCUGGACAAGUGGGUGGACCUGCAGACGGGCAUGGCCCAGUCCCUGUCUCUGUCUGAGGAUAUGAUCUUCUGCGGCUGUGCUGAUGGAACGGUGCGAGCCUUCAGCCCCGCCGACCUUCACUUUGCCUGCACGUUGCCGCGGCCGCACCCCCUUGGCUGUGAUGUCUCGGCCAUCACCGAGGCCAGCCACCUGUUCUCCACCAAGCCGGAUGCCCGUUACCCAGACGUCAUCGCCGUGACCUAUGACCCCAUCAGCCAGUGGCUCAGCUGUGUUUAUAACGACCACAGUGUGUACGUGUGGGAUGUGAGAGACGUCAGCAGGGUGGGGAAGGUGCACUCUGCCCUCUUCCAUGCUGCCUGUGUCGGGGACCUGGAGAUGUUCCCAGAUGUUCCCGGGGAAUUUGGUGCUGGUUUGUCAUCAGGUGCAUUCCUGAGCUGCUCAGCAGAUAACACCAUCAGACUGUGGCGCAUGGGCGACUGGACACAAACUCAUGUUCAUUCUCAUAACAUCCUCAGCAGUGAUCUCCUGAAUAUAAUCUACGUAGAAGGAAACACCAGUGCCUUGCUGGAUCCGGAGUGUUUGACAAAUAUAAAUGUGGACAAACCAGGAGAUGGACAGACAGCAGAAAGCAGGACCGGCAUCAGGACCAUCUGUGUCAGUCCAGACGGCAAACACCUGGCAUCUGGAGAUCGCAACGGGAUGCUAAGGGUUCAUGACCUCAGCAGCAUGGAGGAGAUUCUGAAAGUGGAGGCCCACGAUGCUGAGAUCCUCUGUCUCGAAUACAGUAAACCAGAAACAGGUCUGAAGCUGCUGGCCACAGCUAGCAGGGACCGUCUGAUCCACGUCUUGGAUGCUGAGGACGACUACAGUCUGGUGCAGACACUUGACGAGCACUCUUCAUCCAUAACAGCCGUCCGCUUUGCUGCCAAUGACAACAAGGUGAGGAUGAUCAGCUGUGGGGCAGACAAGAGCAUCUACUUCCGCACUGCACACAAGACUGACAGAGGAACAGAGUUCAGGCGUUCACACCACAUGGUGAGGAAGACCACGCUGUACGACAUGGGCGUAGACCCCACCUGCAAGUACGCUGCUGUCGGCUGUCAGGACCGCUGCAUCAGGAUUUUUAACAUCAGCAGUGGCAAACAGAAGAAACUCUACAAGGGAUCACUGAGUGAGGACGGCAGUCUGCUCAGGGUUCAGCUUGAUCCGUCUGGUCAAUACGUGGCCACCAGCUGCUCCGAUAAAAACAUCUGCAUCUUUGACUUCUACACUGGGGAGUGUGUCGCCACUAUGGAUGGACACUCUGAGAUUGUCACGGGGAUGAAGUUCACCAACGACUGCAGGCAUUUGGUUUCUGUGUCGGGGGACAGCUGUAUCUUUGUGUGGCGACUGGCUCCAGAACUGACAAUCAGCAUGAGAGAGAGGCUCUGCCAGCUCCGACAAAACCCAAACACACCACCCAGCAAGACCUCCAGCCUCAGGCGAGAGGUGUACAGUGCCCCCACUCUGGGUGGGCUGUCCUCUGACAGUGACCGUGAGCAGGAGGAAGACGACGGAGCAGAGAAUGACGACCCCAAUGACCCAGAGGACAUCGCAACUAAUAGUUCAUCUGACAGCAGCCAUGGAGAGGAGGACACAGGUGGCUCAGAUGAAGGACAGGACUGGGAGCUGACGAAGCAUGGAGUCGUCAGCCAGGUCACACCUGACUCCUCUAAGCGCCCUCGGAGGCGCUGGUCUCAUCGUAUGGGCUCUGUGGAGCUGAUGGUGAAAUCCAUGCUGGACCUGAGGCAUCUGGAGACCUUUGCUCCCAAGAAUAACUGCCCCCCUCAUGACAAAGAGAGAUGCACCACGUCCAGUGUCCAGGAGCCCAUGCUGCAGUUGGAGGAGAGAGCCAAGAGGCAUCGGCCCUGGCCACAUGCUGACUGGCUGUCCUCACACCCAUCCAAGGGCAUCAGGGGGACUGAUGGAGCCGUGUUCUACCCCGAGGAGAACGAGGGCGACGCAGGUCUGCAGGGCAGUGGUUACAUGGUGCGGGAGCAGCACUGCAGGAUGCAAGGGCGAGGGAGCCGCAGCGACAGCAAGGAAAGUCGCAGCCCGGACAGUGCCUGCUCUCUGGGCUACGACAGCAGGGACUCCAGCCCGGAUCGUGUGCGGGAUGAUUCUGCAGAUGUGGAGUCACUGAGCCAGGACAGCUCUGAUGAGGAGAGUAAAGAGAUGGGGAAGCAAAAGGCAGGAGUGACGAGCAUGGACGAGGCUCUGAGGACAGUGACCGACACUGUGGACGUCGGUCAAGAAGAUUUCCUCAAGCAGAACUUUGAGACGCUGGAAGAGAGCUGCAGCAUGGCUGAGCAGAGCGGAGUCCCCAGGCUCAGUAUGUCUUCACGCUUCCUGGCCAGAGGACAUAAUAACAGGGGCAUGCCUCCGUUUGGCAAAGUGCACGGGAAGGAACAAGGCAGCCACUCUGCUAAACCCCCUGUGUCAAAAGUUCGGCCCUUGAUGGAAGAUAGCCAGAGCAGAAACACGGAUGAUAAGACCCCCGUGUCCCCGGGCAGGAUGGAGGGGCCAAACAGGGUCGAUGCUCCAGAGAGAGACUGUACUCCCGUCCUCAGAUCCCUGAAGAAGAAAAGGAGUUCAGGGUUCCACUUGUGGAGGUUGUCCAACCCUCCAUCCAAAGCUCCACUGCUGUCGGACAGCGCGACGGGUUUGCAGAAAUCACACUCUGCCCAGAAUCUGGCUUCAGACCCUCCCCACUCCCCUCUGCCCUCUAGUGACCGAAGGGAGUCGUGCAAGAGACCUCAGCAUCUCUUCCUGGAUCACGACACUCCCAAGCCUUCCUUCCACUUUUCCUCACCCUCCUCCGGCUCCCCCCAGUCACCCCGGUCCCCCCUGCCCUGGGACAGCCCCAAACUCAAACCCCUCCACUCCUACAUGAACCCCACUGCCAGCUCCAUGGCCAAAAGCAGCCGCUCCACCUCCCUGGGAGAGGUGAUCCAGCCGGGCUCUCCGCCUUGCUCCCCUUCCUUCCUCAGACUCAGGAGGUCAUGUGGGGAGCUGGAUGCCACACCUCCCUUGCUCGCUUCAUCUCCUCUCGCCGCUGUCCCCUCUACUGUCUCAUCAACAUCAUCCCGCUCACCGUGUCCUCUACCAAACGGUCCCGCCCCAACUCCUCCUCAUGCUACAGCCACAGUUUCACCCACACCUGUUACCCAGAACAUCCCGCCCUCCCGCAUCCCGCUUCCCAAACAGCCUCUCAGCCCUCGCCGCAGCCUCUGUCUGGAGGCGAUGUCGAGCCUCAGUUGGUCUGGAGACUCAGCGAGGGCUUCUACUCCUACCAGAGACUCUGACAUUGCACCUACUCAAGGAAGCAGAGCACUGAGCAGGCAUCUAAGUUUGGAUCUGUCUUUGCCAAGUUGUCUACCAGUGAGGCAGAAGAGAGAAUCGAUUUCAGAGAGCGCCAAGGAGCCGUCACAGGUGGCUGUGGCCAAAGAGUGCCCUCUGGUGCCCGAACAGACCCACACAUCAUUGAGUGCCGAUCCCCAGCCAGGUCUGGCCUCCCAGAACUCUUUAACCCACCUGUCCGUCGCUACCGUUCCUCCUCUUCAUCACUGCAUCUCUUCACGCUGCUCGCCUUCUGCCUUCUGGCCUGUGUGUCAGUCUGCUUGUCUGUCUCACGUCCCUCUGUCUGUCUCUGUGCCCUGCUGCUGUCAACACUGUGAUUACAUGGAUCACUCCAUCACCCUGGAAACUUGUAGGCAGGCUGUUUCGGAGCUUCACAACAGUCUGAGGAAAACCGCCAUGCUCUACACUACGGUGCUACAGAGCGGCCAGCAGCCCAGUGAAGAUCAACAAGAAAUGAGGAGCAUCCUGUCAGAGGCUCUGUUCACGGUCAAGGCUGAGCUGGACUCUCUGCCUCACCCCACCUCGCAGUGCGAAGGGCACCAAAUGGACCAAGGGGUCAAAGGUGAAGGAGAGAAGGCCCUGGCAAUGCUGGAGCAGUAAGCUGAGCUGCUGCUGAAGUCUGUGGAGAGGAAACUGGACACCAAGAUGUAAGGAGAUGGACUGAUGUUUGCCACGUGGUAGGAGCCAGACGUGUGCACACACAGCAGCACUGUGAAUUGUUAUUUGCACAGAGAUCUUUAGGAACUUUAUUUGUGGACUGAAUGUAGAUGAGAUGUUAUUAUAUGUGCAGGAGCUGAAAGAAAUGAAUCCUGAGUAUUAUGCACUGAAAAAAGUAAAAAGGUUGCCUUAUUUUUGAAGUUGCCAUAGCGCUUCUUUUCUACUUUUUAAAAUCAAAUUUCAUAAACGUAAUGAAUCACAAUUGUUACAAAGGGAGACACCAGAAGGACAAAAAUUAUGAAAUUGACAUGUUUUGGUACGGGUUAAAAUGUCAGAAGCCCCGUUAGCAUCCCCCAGAAGCUGCAGGGUUCAUUAUUUUAUUCCAAAAUAAAAAUGUUAAAGGACAGAAUAAACAAUUUUCUGUAUAACCAGUAGUGAAACUCAAAAUUCAUCCUUAAGGCUUUUGCACAGAGUCAGUUUUUUUCGUCCAAAAUUGUCACACCCCUACAAAUAAAUAUGACCUCAUGUUGUGUUAAUCAUGUUUGCACACUGAAUCUGAAACUUUCGUCUGUCAUUAAGAAUUUCAGCACAGGUACGAUUUUCUGCGCUUUUCGGGUCUGUCAGAAGCCUUUAGAGACAUUUGACCAAGACUCGGUGAAGAAUCAUUUCAUAACUCAUACUUUCAGCAGGUCAGAUAGUAAUAUUCAGGUGGAUGAUGAUGAAAAGGA
This is a messenger RNA of Epinephelus lanceolatus (giant grouper), 5569 nucleotides long. The record is from RefSeq and is a predicted model, not a curated record. Lineage: Eukaryota; Metazoa; Chordata; Actinopteri; Perciformes; Serranidae.